AUGCAACGUCCGGUGAACCAAACACUCCGCACCAUUUCGAAAUGCAGACAAGGACAUGGCAUUCCGCAGUACAUCAUUGAAAACGGGUUACGCAAAGUGAAGCCUUACUUUUUCCAACAUCAAGUACAUGCCAAAGAACGAUGGCUCAAGCGAACCUUGUUGGAUGUCUUUGCCACCGAAUUUCAAUUUCGAGACAAGAUGUAUUAUCACAAUGCUAUUCAAUGUGGUCAUAUCACGGUCAAUGGCAGCCAAGUCGAGCCCACAUACGUUGUCCAACACAAUGACUUGAUCAUCCAUCACAUUCACAGACAUGAGCCUGCUGUUACCGCCAAGCCUAUUGAGAUUAUUGACCAACAAGAUGAUUUCGUGGUGAUUGACAAACCAGGCGGUAUUCCCGCUCAUCCUGGUGGCCGCUACAGAUAUAAUUCGGUGACCCAACUCUUGCAACGCCAAUUGAAUGUGUCUCGGCUCUUUCCUGCAAAUCGACUCGACUUGCCUACCUCAGGUCUUAUGUUCAUAGGCUUGAAUGUGGAUGGUGCACGUAGAUUAUGGGCUGACACAGUGGAAGGGCGUGUUCAGAAAGAGUACCUUUGUCGAGUCGUUGGCAAAUUCCCAGAUCGAGUUGUAUGUACAGCACCCAUCAAGCGGAUCUCAUUUAGACUCUCUCUUCAUUAUGUUCAAGAUGAUGGCAAGCCUUCGGAGACCGAGUUUGAGCGAAUUAGCUAUGAUGGCACAACAAGUUUGGUGCGAUGCAGGCCUGUGACAGGACGUACCCAUCAAAUCCGAGUCCAUUUACGCUAUUUGGGAUACCCGAUUGCCAAUGAUCCACUUUAUGGACUUGAUAAGCCAUGGUCCCAUCUUUUACAAGAAGGUCAACCCCUCGACGAGGAAUAUGCAGCCAACGUGGUACAAACGAUCGCCGCUCAUUCACAUUACCCAGACUUUGAUCCUUCCCAUAUUAAUGCGUGCCGAGAUUGUGGCCUUGUCAUGACAUCUGAUCCACCACCCAAUUUACUUUCAAUAUGGCUUCAUGCAUGGCGGUAUGCAUCCAAGGACCAAUCAUGGGCCUAUGAGACACCCAACAUACCCACAUGGGCAUAUCAUUGA
This is a messenger RNA of Lichtheimia ornata, 1107 nucleotides long. RefSeq lists its product as uncharacterized. The transcript has 7 exons. Bases 1 to 1107 code for a protein of 368 amino acids. Gene Ontology annotation, biological process: pseudouridine synthesis. Gene Ontology annotation, molecular function: RNA binding; pseudouridine synthase activity. The record is from RefSeq and is a predicted model, not a curated record. NCBI's taxonomy places the organism in Eukaryota, Fungi, Mucoromycota, Mucoromycetes, Mucorales, Lichtheimiaceae.